UCAGGGCAGGUUUUACAUAACUAAAGCAAAACAUCGUCAAUCAUUGACAGCUAGUGCCAGCGAUCGCAUGGAUUAUUCUCAUUUUCAUCGAAAUAAUGAACAACGACAUUCCUUUUAAUACAAACUUGAAAUAAAAACAAACUAUUUCACUCAGAAACAAACGUGUUAAUCAUGAAAGAAAAAAGACAAAAGGAGAACCUUUUGUCCAGGCGUGUGCUACGGUCUCGAACAGCUGCACUGUCUUCAACUCAGAACUUCAAUGAAAAAGUGCCAACAGAAAAAUUGCCAGAUGAGAAGCCAAAACCAACAGCCUCAUCUACCAAGCGAAGUUUGCAGAAAUCAGCCACGGACAUCAAUGAAAACACUUGGAAGACGCCAGAAGGGUUUAAACCCCCAAACAUUCCGGCCGUUAAUCCAUUCGGUCUGAACAGUUGUAACAUGGUACACAGGCUGCACCACGCAUCCCUCAGCAUUUCUCAAGGCAACAGACUGAAGCAGGCAGUGGUACAGCCCUACAUUCAGCAACUUGUUAACUUCCGGAUCCACAGCACGGCAAGUCCAUUUGAUCGGCGGGUGACAGCCCUCGAGUGGCACCCAACUCUUCCAAAGACACUAGCGGUGGCGUCAAAGAGUGGCGAUAUGGUGAUGUGGAACUAUAAAAAUGCAGCAAAGUUUGACUUCAACAAGGGAGUUGGGAAAGGGGGAGCCAUCACCAACAUGACCUUUGACCUCAUGGAGCCAAGUGGGGUCUACACAUCGUCCAAUGAGGGGACAGUUUGCAGACACUGUUUGGGCCAAGAUGGCAACCGGCAGGUUUUUCUUAAUACCCAUAAUAUGGAACACUGGUACUGCAGCUUGAGUGUCAACUAUGCACGGAAUCUGCUCAUAGCUGGCGAUAACUCUGGAAAUCUUACCAUGCUGGACAGAAAAGAUGGAAAGGCUCUGUGGACGCGUAGACUACACAAGAGCAAAGCCACCCACUGCGAAUUCAACAGCAGGUGUGACUGGCUCCUAGCAACGGCCUCCACUGACAACACAGUCAAAAUUUGGGAUCUGAGAAUGAUGACAGAUCGAAAGAGCGCCCUCUUUGUACUUAACCACAAGAAACCCAUCAACUCAGCAUACUUCAGCCCUGACAGUACAAGAUUACUCACCACAGACCAGAAUGGAGAACUGAGGAUCUACGCAGCACCCCUGUGGGACAGAAUGGAACGUUCCAUUGCCCAUCCUCACCGAUUCUUCCAGCACUUGACACCUAUUAAGGCAACAUGGCAUCCGCUUCAUGACCUGGUGGUCGUAGGCCGUUACCCUGACGAAAACUUUCCUGGUUACCGCGAAGGGGAAAAGAGAAGCAUUGAUGUCUUUGACGCAAACACUGGUGAGAUGGUUUGCCAGUUGCUGGAUCCUAGUGUCUCUGGAAUCGCAUCGCUGAAUAAGUUCAGUCCAUCCGGAGACAGUUUGGCAUCAGGAAUGGGUUACAAUAUACUCAUCUGGAAGGAUAUUGUCAAGCUUCAACAAAUCCUCAGCGAGAAAUCGAGGAGAAAUCAUGAUGACGAUAACAGUGAGGACAGCAGGGCUCCCCAACCGCGCAUCCCAGGCCCAGCCCCCCGGAGACGAAGGAGGAGAAACAACGACGAUGAUGAUGACAUCGGUGCUAUGAAGAAGAGACUGAAAGGGAAACUGGGCAAAAGAUAGUCAGAACUGAGAUCAGGGGUUAGUCUGGUUCCCAGACCAAAAGAUUCUGACUAUUCCGGUAGAUCUUAGGUCAGGUAGCCGUCACCUUAAAAAAACAGAACACGACGUAGCAAGCCUGCCCCUCAUAUGUAUGCAUUACUUGAGACCCUACAUUUGACAUUUAAUACAGAUACUGGGUAUAAAUACACCUGACAUUGAAAUUUCUAAAUGCAACCAAUGCAUUCAUCUCAAAAUGUUAAAACAGAGAAGAAGCCUGACUGGUAUUUUUUUUGGUAAAUAAAAACUAUUUUAUAUCCCGAUAUACCCAAACUAUUUUCAACAUAUGUGAUGCGAUCAGGCUAAAUGAGUCGUUUGUCGGGAAUUUUCAUUUGGAGAUUCAGGCCAAAAUAGGACCACUUCAUCACAUCACUUCAUCACAU
This is a messenger RNA of Patiria miniata (bat star), 2114 nucleotides long. Its product is annotated as DNA damage-binding protein 2-like. NCBI's taxonomy places the organism in Eukaryota, Metazoa, Echinodermata, Asteroidea, Valvatida, Asterinidae. Gene Ontology annotation, cellular component: nucleus; Cul4-RING E3 ubiquitin ligase complex. Gene Ontology annotation, biological process: response to UV; DNA repair. Gene Ontology annotation, molecular function: damaged DNA binding; protein binding. The transcript is spliced from 11 exons. The record is from RefSeq and is a predicted model, not a curated record. Bases 172 to 1695 code for a protein of 507 amino acids.